Mizuhopecten yessoensis (Yesso scallop) is the source of this 1997-nucleotide messenger RNA. Its product is annotated as band 4.1-like protein 1. Gene Ontology annotation, cellular component: cytoskeleton; plasma membrane. Bases 407 to 1945 code for a protein of 512 amino acids. The record is from RefSeq and is a predicted model, not a curated record. Gene Ontology annotation, molecular function: cytoskeletal protein binding. NCBI's taxonomy places the organism in Eukaryota, Metazoa, Mollusca, Bivalvia, Pectinida, Pectinidae. The transcript has 13 exons.
ACAUACAAAACAGUCAAAGGAGAGCUACUGCCCGACAGCAUGCCUAGUACACUAGCUACUGACAGGGGUUUUCUGACAGCUCGCCUAGUACAUUGCACUACUCAGACUUCGUUUUCGGGUUUCGUUUUCGUGUUGACUGUACACAGAUAAAACCUUCACACAGCAUAUGUACACAGGAAGGUAGCGGUGUGUGGUGAAUAACUGGCUGAAAUCUGUAGAUGUUUGUGUUAUCAUAGGUGUGUCAUCUCAGGCAUUUUACUUCGUUGGGUUUUAAAGCUGGGAUACCUACGUUUGAGGUUUACCUGUAACGAGGAAUACCUAUCGUGAUAGUCCAAGGCAGGACAAAGAAACUGAGAAGCCCAAAAGUAAAUCCAAAGUAGAGCGCCGCUCCAAACCAACAGGCAAGAUGGUGAUGUGUCGGGUCACCUUGCUUGAUGCUUCCACUCUGGAAAUUGAGCUAGAUAAAGGAGCUAACGCCCAGGUGUUAUUCGAUAAAGUCUGUUCACAACUCAAGCUUGAAGAAGUAGAAUAUUUUGGACUGACCUACAUAGACAAGGAUAUAAAGUAUUGGUUGACUGCAGACAAGAAAAUUGCUAAACAGUUGAAAGGAGGAUGUAGGUGGGUGUUCGAGUUUGCAGUUAAAUUUUAUCCUCCAGAACCAUCCCACUUGACAGAGGAUAUCACAAGAUACCAGCUAUGCCUACAGGUCAGGGUGGACUUAUAUAAUGGAAAAUUGCCAUGUUCCACGGUGACACAUGGCCUGCUCGGGUCCUACACAGUCCAGGCAGAGCUUGGUGACUAUGAUCCCGUCGAGUGUGCACCCGGCUACCUUGAGGAGUUUGACUUCGCACAGAAACAGACUAAAGAGCUUCUUAAAAAAAUACACGAACUCCAUAAAACACACAAGGGACAAUCACCGGAAGAGGCGGAAAUGAUGUUUCUAGAAAAUGCAAAGAAGUUAGCGAUGUAUGGUGUAGACCUUCACAAAGCUACGGAUUCAGAGAAAACAGAGAUUUCGUUAGGAGUGUGUUCCAGUGGUUUGAUGGUGUACAAGGACAAACUUAGGAUAAACAGAUUUGUGUGGCCCAAAAUUCUCAAGCUGUCAUACAAACGCAAUAACUUCUACGUCAAAAUUCGUCCAACUGAGCAAGAUUCAUUUGAAAACAUGAUAUGUUUUAAGUUAGCUAACCAUAAAAUGGCGAAGCGGUUAUGGAAGACAUGUGUUGAACACCACACAUUUUUCAGGUUAAAAGAAUCAGAACCUCCCAAGGGUGGAACUCUGUUCCCUCGCUUCAAUUCCAAGUUCAGAUAUUCUGGUCGUACACAGAAACAGUUAAAGGACAGAACAGAUCUGGUCGAGCGACCGAAGCCAGAGUUUGAAAGGACACACUUUAAGAACAAAUCUAUGCCAUAUCCAGAGAGUAAAACAGCGCAACUCGAUGAUAGUGAUGAUUACAGCAAGAAAAACUCUGACCAUCCUCUGGAUGAAAACGACAGAAUGGACAAGAAGUACGGAGAUAAUGAUCCCACUGCUAAUGCUGGACCUCCUCCUUACUCCUCGCGGGAGCUGGACGAGCAGGGUCAAAGAGCUCCAGGAGACCAGUCGCAUGCUGACCGCCCCAGCAGACCUCCAGGUGAUGAGUCGGAGGACAGACUUGACCAUGAAAAAGACAAGGCUGUUACUGUGAUGGCCCCUGAUGGUACUGCAGAUGUCGCAGAACUAGAUGCAGGUGUGGGUCUAACGAAUGUUGGCAGGAAGAGCAAGCGCUCCAAGGAGGAAAAGGAACGAGAGAAACGAGAAAAGGAAGAAGAAAAGAGACGGAAAAAGGAAGAGGAAAAGGAAAGAAAACGUCUAGAAAAAGAGAGAAAGAAGAAAGAAAAAGAAGGCAAUAAAUCAACGUCAGAAGAUAGAAGAGAUAAUUUAGUGAGUAUACGUAUAGAUUAGUUUCUGUUGCUUAUUGUUUUUGCAGAGCUGAAAUCGCGGCCUUGAUCACAAU